Molecule: messenger RNA, 885 nt
Organism: Penicillium diatomitis
Lineage: Eukaryota; Fungi; Ascomycota; Eurotiomycetes; Eurotiales; Aspergillaceae
Product: fumarylacetoacetate hydrolase family protein
Exons: 5
Coding region: 1-885 (294 amino acids)
Molecular function (GO): acetylpyruvate hydrolase activity
Source: RefSeq, a predicted model, not a curated record
AUGUCUACGAUCGCUUCAACAUUCUCGCGUUUGGUGCGAUUCGUGCCCAAGUCCAACCCAUCGAAGAUCUUGAUCGGCGAGCCUGUAGAUGCUGCACUGGACGUCGGACGGGCUGUCUAUCAGGGCAAAGAGGUGUUUGUUCGCCCAUUCUCGGGCUCAUCAGUGCUCGAGCCCGGACAAGCCACGGGCACGACUGAGACCAUCGAACGGAUUCUUUCCCCUUUGUCACAAAAAGAAGUCGGAUCCAUUCGAUGUGUUGGUCUGAAUUAUGUCUCUCACGCCAAAGAAAUGUCACUUGACAUUCCAACGGUGCCCACACUUUUCAUCAAACCAUCGACAUCACUAGCCGACCCAUUUCCUGCCCCAACAGUACUGCCAAAGAUCACCCAACAAGAUGGUACGGGUGACUACGAGUCAGAAAUGGUCAUUGUUAUUGGCAGAGAUGCCAAAGAUGUGCCUGAAUCCGAGGCGCUCGACUAUGUUCUGGGCUACACAGCGGCAAAUGACGUGUCCAGCCGUACGAGUCAGAUGAACCAAAGCCAGUGGUGCUUUUCGAAGGGCUUCGAUGGCUCCUGUCCCAUCGGCCCGACUUUGGUGUCUGCUGCUCUGAUGCCAGAUGCUACCAAAUUUCAUAUUCGCGGUCUGAAAAGCGGCCGUGUCAUGCAAGACUGCCCUUUAACUGAUCUAAUCUUCAAUGUUCCCCAGCUCGUCAGCUUCCUAUCUCAGGGGACUACGUUGCCGGCGGGUACGAUCAUCCUCACUGGAACCCCGCCCGGCGUCGGAGCUGCAAAGAGUCCAAAAGAGUUCAUCAAAGCCGGUGAUGAAUUUGCCGUUGAGCUGCUUCCCCACGUUGGCACUCUGAUCAACAAGAUUGAGCAUCAAUGA